UUGUUCCUUGCGCCGAGAACUUUGCGAACAGAAUCUGUAUCUCUUCCUCUGCCUCGACCCCUGUUCUUUUCGUUCGCAAAUCUCCGAAAGUGCAGUCGACUUUUUGAAGCUUAAAAAUGUCCGCGAACGGGUCCGACGCGAAGAAGGCCAAUAAUGAGGAGCCGGACAGGCGCCAGCAUGUGCCUUACAUUCUCAACGGGGAGCUGUAUCGCAUAGAGAACCAGGUGGGGGAUAACGUCACGGUCAAGUGCUGCUACUGUCCGCCGGAUCGGAUUUAUCGCGGCAGCGUGCGUUCCACCGGGAAUUUUCACAUGCACAUCAAGCGGCGACACAGUUCCCUUCUUGGAAAGUUGCACGAAAUGAAGGUUGCUGCUUUGGAGGAGCGCCGUGAUCGCAUUAUGAAGAACCGACGUUGCGUCAAGGAGCGAAAGAAGGCCACAACACCGCCGCCGACCACGGCUGCGCAGACUCCGCCGCAAUUGGUGGAGCUUACGACUCCGGUGGGUGUAGGAACUGGGACUCACGAAUUGAAAAUUAAAACGGUGUUCCAGCGGCACAAGCAGGAGCAACAGGGCGCAGCCACAAGAUCGUCCGGAGAUUCGACUUCAGAUAACAGCGACAAAGUCAAUUCCCCAAAUAUUACUGCCAACAGCAUUGGUUUUCUGCUGCAGGAUCGCUCAAUUAUGUCUGUGGCUCCCAUUAGCAAUCCUACACCACCUGUCCCCCUUUUGACGCCCAUCAAGCCAGAACAGCAGAGCGCCUCCUCCUCUUUUUCGGUAGAACAACCGGUGGCCAUUGACUUGCGGCGCGCUCCAUCCCUGGCCAGCGAGAGCAAGUCGAGUAGCUCGCUAUCCUCGCUGGAGGAUAAUUCCAUGGAGUACACGAGCACCGGGGCCGUCACACAAUCGGUGUCGCUGACCCAUUUCAUGGAGCAACCACAGCGGGAUCUCCUGCAGCGCCUGGAUCGCACAAUGGCCGCAAUUGGGCAGGAGCUGCACUGUCGCAACCGUAUCGAGCACAAUCGCUUGCUGCUGGAGGCGGCCAAGUUCAAGUAUCUCAACCCAAACUUUCACUUUGAGCCCACUUUAUAGAUUAGAAGAAGGUACACCCUAAGAAAGCAUCUAUGUAAACUAACGAUUCCUUACUGCCUUUUCUUAGAAAUAAAUUGGCUUAAAUCCA
Molecule: messenger RNA, 1179 nt
Organism: Drosophila kikkawai
Lineage: Eukaryota; Metazoa; Arthropoda; Insecta; Diptera; Drosophilidae
Gene: stil
Product: stand still
Source: RefSeq, a predicted model, not a curated record